GAGCAACAACAAAAAUGGAGCCUUUCUUGGGGACUCGUUGCGUUCGCUUCAUUUUUUCCAACGAGUACCUUCCAUUUAUCGGAUCGCAGAGAAUGUAGACAAUGUACUUAAAUGGACGAGUUCUUAAGACGUUGCAAAGAGGAAUACUGCCUUGGGCUGGAGCGAAAUGUAGGUAUUUGUAGAUGGCGGUUUCCACGAUAAAUAGGCUCCUGGGUUUUGGUUUGAAUUGUACAUGUGCUUAACGUGCAAAAUAAGCUUAAAGAUCAAAGGUGCUAUCACUGAAAUGUUGUGCGUUGCAGGAAAAGUCAUGGCUGAGGUCAUUUUAUUAUGACGUGGAAAAAUGUAUCCGUCAAAAUGAAAGUGAUGCUGAGUUUGCCGAAGUUUGCUUCUUUGCACUGCAGAAAAUUAAUCAGCAUCAAAAUGAACAUGAUGAAAAGGAAGCCUUUUCUCCUUGGCUCUUAAAUCACCAAGUCUUUUCACUGGAUACCUUGGUGAAGAAACACAAGGAUAUAUUUAGUGGUUUCCUCGUUUGCAAUGCAGCAAAAGCAGAUACAUGUAACAUUUCAGGUAAAUCAUGGUUGGAGUCACAUGCAAGGGUUACCAGUCGUUUCAAUACAAGUUUAUUCAUUCGAGGUGUAAAUAGUUCCACGUACUUGGCUUAAAGAGCAAAGAUAUUCACCCAAGAUGUUCUUCUUGUUCACUGGCAAACUAUACUUGAAGUGAACAAAAUUUUUGUGCAAUUUGUAUGGAAACAACGUGGUAUUGAAACGUCUGGUUUCCCGUGUAAGUUUGUAACAUUCAGGAGUCAAUAGGGACUUUCAGCAAAUUGCUACAAUCACCUCUACUACAUUAGCUGUGGAUAUGGAGUCCUGGGGAGAGUACAUGUACGUCCAAGAGAUACCACCAUGGCCCAUUAAAUUUUCACUUCAAGGAAGUGGCACCUAAAUAGUGAUUACAAGGUUUCUCGCUCAUUUGCUUUCGCUGUUAGUAAAACACAGGGAGGAAAACCAGAAACGUCAAAUACUUUCUUGAAAAAGUGAGAAACAAUCUAUGAUAGGGUUUAAAACCAGUGAUUAUUACAAAUAGGAGAAAAAGUCAAAUUUUAUACCCACACAGUAGUGACUACGCUACAAGACAGGUCUUUACAUUGUAGGAUUUGGGGUUGUGGGGAAAGGUCGUUUCCAAGCAUGUACACUGCAUUGUUUUUGGGCUUUUUUACUUUCAGCUGGCAUAGGAAAGCUUGGUGUAACGCUUUGCUUUAAGUUCCUAAUUUCUUUCAAACUACCGUGUAGCUUUGUAACUACUGGAUUAGAGUCUGAAAACAAUAGCUGCAUGUACACUUCAGAAUGCUAUCUUGAUGAUAUUACAAGAUUUUAUUUUUAGGUUGACUUAAUCAGGGUGCAUAGAAAGUCGGUUUUACGGCUUGCCAUUCGGGCAAGUUGUUGUAGUAUGUACUAGCUCAAGAGUCUAGUCUUUUAAGGAGCCCAAAAAAUUAAAUGAAAUAAGUUUCAAAGAUGUUGUACAGACAUGUAUUUGAUAAGAUUUCUACCCAAUUUCGCGGUAUUUUUCGUGUUUUUGUGAACUUCGCGGCUCCGCGACCAUGCGAAGAAUCAGAAACCCUGUCUUAGAUUUCCGACAAAAAUAGCAGAAGAGCGUGACUGAAACGUAACUUUGGAAUGAACUUUAUAGGUGUGAUAAAAUAUACUUUCCACGUUCUGUUUCGGCUUGCAAUUUCUGUACUGAAAUAAAUCUCUUCGUGUGUGCUUCCUUUCGAGUUUUUUCCCUAAAUUUUGAAGGGGACAAAUUGUCCCCUUGGCCGUUUUUUAAGGGGACAAUUCCAAUUGCAGUGCGGGAUUGGCGCAAUGGCGCGGCCUGGCUCAAACCCUGUAUCUGACCACAUUUUAUUUCAAUUUUGCUGUCCAGCAGAUGGAGUGAUUAUUUUUGUUAUAACUUGUCCAAUAGAUACACGUGUAGUUAUUUAAGGACACAAUGUAAAUCAUUUUUUAAGUUUCAGGGUACAGGUCUAUUUCAAGGAUACCAUCUAUUCUUCUUGGGUACUUAACUAUUCACCCCAAAUCAGCAAAACCCCCUGCAACCUCAGGUACUUUGUACAUUGAGGAUAACUACACUGCAGCUGUUUGUGAGGUAAAUAUCUGUUAUUGUUGAUAACAAAAAUGUAGGUGUACAUCAUUGACUUUUUGUUUCAGAAAACAUCCAUUCUACCCACUUCUUCUUGUUUUGUACAUUAAUUUUACAUAAUGAACUUUGAGCAUAAACCCUGGUUUUGCUUAUGGGGCUAGUCUGGGUAAACAAGUCACUAACUAUACAUUAGUCUAUUCUGAAAAUACAGUUCUGGAUUUAUAUGGGAUUUUUUUAAGUUUUUUUUUUUUCAUGAAAAUGACUGAGUGAACUCUUUUGUUUGUCCUUUUAUUUUUUUUCUAGAUAACCAACCCUGACAGAUGGUGCCUUGAUAAGCUAGUUGUGAUUUCUGAAUGGAAUUAUGUUCCACAGUCUUGUUUACCAUCAGUGAAACUCACCAACAAAUGUAGUGCUAAUUCUGGUAAAUCUUUUUCAGUGACUUGUACUUUUUGAUUUUCAUUAUGAGAAGCGGUGGGAAUUUUUGUGUUACCUUCUACAUAGAGUGUAGGCAUUGUUCAAUUAGAUUGGGUCAUAUAAAAACAAUAUUACUUUUCUCAAAACAAAAUUGUGCUGCAAUGAAGUAAGGUUUGAUUGUCUCAGCUUCCUCAGUUUAAUUUAUCAUGAUUGUUAUCUGGUUAGUAAGUUUGAAGUAACUGUACGUAAGUAGACCUCCUCUUACCUCCCCUUUUGUCCACUCCAAAAAUGAAAAAAAUUAGGAAAAUUAGGAUUUUUUCCUCCUGUUGGGUGAUGUCUGCAUAGCCGUUCUUUGGACUGAUAGGCCUAACACCAUGUCAUUUAAUUUAGAGAGGUUAGUACAUGUGAAAGAUGUACAAACUGGUUACAUUGAGAUCACUGGGAAAUGUAUUCCAGUCAAGGCCACUACAAGAACAGCACGUGAUAACAAAGCUGUUGAGUUCUUGACCAUUGAGCAGAUCCAAGAAGAAAGUAGGUAAGUCUGCGUUUUAAUAUUUUUCGCUCACAAUAAACAGAUGUUGUAAGGUGAAAAACCUUAAGAACCUUGUUAUUUUUUUAAAAACUUACUUAGAAAUGCUUAAAUAAUUAAAGGUUACCAUGAUAAUACAUGUAGUUGCAUGUGUCUUUCUGGGAAAGGAUGUGAGCUGCUGACAUGGUUUUUAAUAGACAGACCUCUUGGUCAUUGUGACUUCACAGAUUUAAAAAGGAAAAUUUUUAAGCUGGAUGACAAUAAUAUUACCCAAUGACUUCCUUACAGCUGAUGGUCCUCAGUAGGCAAGAUGUGUGUCAUGUAAGAUUGCCUCAAAUCCCUUUUAAGUACAGUGUUGAAAGUGCAGAAAUGUUGUCUCAGUUCAAGUCCUAUCACAAGGAUUCAAAAGACUGUUUUCAUGUUUUCUUUGUCCCAUGCCCUUCACAUGGGUGACAUUUUAACUUUCUUGAUACAAGUUGGGUGUCUUUGUUUUAUCAAAUUCUCCCUCUUUAUAUCCUUUGUGGAUAGUUGUGAGCUUAAGCAAAGAUGUUUUUGAACUAUGCAUGUUAACUGGAAGUGGAUUUUUGCAUUCUUAGGCUGUGGUUUUGUCCAAAUUUUCAGGCAAGAAUCAUCUCUUUUAGGUGGCUGAACACAGUUUUGCGGGCAGUCAGUCAGUCGCUGGACUGCGCGUGUUUUAAAUUAGACAAACGGCGGCGAAAAAGCAAUGGUACAGAGAAGACGAUUUCUCAAAAUCUACUCAUUAAAAUUUUGUGAUAUUUGACAGAGUUUUUACUUUUAUCGUAUUCUAAAUAAUGAGAACUUUAAAAUGGAAGUUGAACAGACGAAUUUUGUGACACAUUUAAUAAUUACAGUACCAUUAUUGAUUAUCUAAAAUCACGUCUGUUAAAAUUUGGUCAAAUAAGUUUCAAAUGGUAAUGAUUAAUUAUAGUAAGCUGUGUGCAAGUUUAUAGGAAAAUCUAAUGAGCAAAUUUUAUGUAAACUGAGCAAAAGUGGAAUUUUAAGGUUGUAUUCAAUCAUUCAUGUUGCCAUGGAAACUACAAAAACGUCAAAUUUUACCUGUCAAUCAAAAUUUUUCAUCAGUGUAUUUUUCACUUGCCAAUUUUCAGCUUGUGAGCUGUAACCUUUCUCUUGCCAUGAUUUGGCAAAUGACACGUACUCACAAACUGCCAAAACUGUGUUCAGACACCUUAAAAGAGUAACAACAUUUAGCGAUUAUACAAAUUUGGUAGUGCAUUGCAGGAAAAUUAAAAGCCAGGGAAAAGACUCCACUUCCAGUUGACAUGCGCUGUUGAAAAAUGCCUAAGUUGCUUAUUAGAAUAUGCUCCUUAGUGUCUACCAAGACUGUCGUAAAAAAUAUUGUGGAGAGGUCAAUCAGGUUUGCCCUUAUGGUCAGAAGCUGCCAGCUGCUUUAGCCAUCUUCCUCCGACAUACGACCAUACGACCUAUAAUUAUGUAGAUGCCCAUUUUGUCAAAGGCUUGUAUUGCCAUGUUAAGUGCCAUAAAAUAAUGUUAAUGAUCUAUAUGUAAUAGAUGCCUUGGGCAUCUCUUUAAUUUUAGGGGUCUAUUAGGGGGCAUUCAAUAGAUAGCAGGCAUUUAUUUUCAUUUUUGUAACAAUCUUGAGAAAACUAAAAAUUAAUGCUUUCGGUGAAAUUUGAAGAGAGUUCUUAAAUACGUGUAUUGUUAUAUCAAGCCUAGGCUAACAGAGAUUCAUAUCUCAACUUCGACGUCAGAAUCCUCUUCCAAGGUCAUUUUGUUGUCACUGUUAAUCUAUCCCUUCUUUGAACUUGACGUUGAACAAAAUGCAAUGCACAAACUCUAAUGAUUUUAGUCCUUUUUGCUAAUUCCUAGUAUUUAUUUGCUGUGAUGGCAGGGUUCUAUCUAGGAUUUAUUGUUUGGAGGAGGAGUGGCCGAAGGCCAUGAGUUUCCUGGUGGUUCCGAGGGCGUGCACCCCCCCUGAAAUGUUUUGAAAUAAACAUGCGCUGAGAUACAAUCUGGUGCAUUUUGAGAUGCAAUUUUAAGAAAUGUUACAGUGCUAUUUUAUUUUUAAAUAAUACUCCAUGUUCCUUGUCAAUAGUGUGAUUAUGUGAUUAGACGCAGGAUACUUACUUCACGUGCACUGACCUGGUCGCGUCUGGAUGAUUUUUUCCAGUACAGUUACUUAUUCUGUAAUGAUAACAAUAUUUUUUUUUUGGGGGGGGGGAACUUCUACCCCUUAAAUACCCUAGAAAGAACACUGGAUGGGGGGAGUCUGUUAGACAGGAGGCCUAAUUAGAGAUCAUCUAAUUCAAAAAUUAACAUCUUUGAGGGUGCGUUUAUUUGACAAGAAGCAUUUACAUGUAUUUGAGAGGGUAUCUAUUAGAUCAUUAUUUUUUUGGUAAUUGACCUUUAUGUGAUGCCUUUUUCUUGUGUACAGCUCAGCUGUCAACCUAAACAUCUGCGGCAAUAUCUUUGCACUAAGCCCAGUCCACAGGUAUGUAAUUGACUCAACUGUGAUUGUACCUUUAAGGCAUUUGAAUCAUACUUUUGAUUCUUAUUUAAAAGUGAAUUUGUCAUUUUGACUCUGCUUUAGAUUGUCUUGAAUCCCAUGCAAGAUCUACCACAGUCUUAUUUUUAUUUAUUUCUUUUUCACCACAGCAUGAGUAUUGGAAAGCCGUUCUUCUUGGUUAAACUUUCCUGUAUUGAGACAAAUCUUACAACCUCAGUCGUAGUCCAGGUAGGUAAGGGCCUGAUAUAAUUGACAAGGAAAGGGUGGAAAGUUUAUUUUAUUUCUUCUUUUAGAUAACUUAUAAGCCUAACAGAUGGUACGUGCCUUGACAAGCUUGUUGUAGUCAAUGAAAAUUCACAAUAUCUGGUAUUUAAAGGAAUAAUUGAGAUUUUUUCCAAAUGCGAGGGUCAAGCUUCUAGUGUACAUUAGAUGUAUAUACGUAAAGUAAAAGGUAACUUCUUAAGGUGCUUUGAAUUUGUAAGAACUGACUGGCCAGACCAUUCCCAUUGUAAUGCAAUUUCUUCUUUUAUCAAAACUAUCCAGUCAGAUCAGUCAAAUCCGAAAUAGUAUGCACAAAGUAGAUGGUUUUUCAGCAAAAACCCUUUUGAAAAAGCUGAUUUCAUUUGCUUACUGACUGGUCCGGCAAUGGUUCGGCUGGCCAGUUCUGACAAAUGGAAAGAGCCCUUUCUUGACUUUUACACUGACUGUUCUUGUUUGUUGAACCAUUUAUUACAUGCGUAGUAUGUAGAAGAGCUGAAAAAGGGGCCAAGGCCGGCUGAAAGUGCUUCUGUUUUCUUCAGGGGGGCCAAUUUAUGUUCUGGCACAAUUUCCUGCAAGUUGGCGAGGCAUAUGUGUUCAGAAACCUAAGAGAAACCACUAUGAACAAGGUGUGAUAUUUGAAAUCGUGCUUAAUAAUUUUUUUAAGUCUUGGCUUUGACUGACUUUUCUAUUGCUCAUUCAUAAAUCUAAUCUGACUGCAUCAUUUUCUAUGAUGAUUUAUUUUUUUAUCACCAAGGGAACAAGAAAUGAACGACGAAUUUUGGCCUCAACUCGGCAUUCAGAGUUUCAAAAAUAUCAGCCGGGAAUAACUGUAAGAUCGUCAAGAAGCAUCAAGCGUCUUCAAAGUGAUGAAGAGGAUAAGGUGAGGGCUGUUAUUUCAUUGGGGUCUCUAACUAGAGAGGCCAAUCUCUGAAAAUGUGAAAUUUGGGGACUUAAUCCUUUAUACCAUUUUCCAUUAUCCACAAGAAGAAGGGGUCGCUAGGUGGGCAUUGGGGGGGAUUGCCUGCAUAGGAGGCCUUGAAAGGGGUCCCCCUUUCCCGCUUCCUUAGUACAAAUCUAUGGUAGACUGGCUAAAAGAUGUGCAUAUCUAUGAAGAUGCGGCCGGAAUCGUAACAUGAAUUAGAGAAUGGGAAAGAUUUUGCGUGACCAUUAGGAGCGAGGAUGAUUAGUGCGUGGCCUUCGGUGCGAGAGGUCCCAAGUUCGAUUCCAGGUGCCACUACAUCCUUGUUUUGACUUCUCUGCUUUUUGUGUUGCUUUAACUACAGUCUCAGACAAACACGGCUGGGACACUUCCACUGAACGCUGUUUUUUUGCCUUCUUGCGUGUUUCCUCUCCUUCACAAUGUUGUUUAUCGCACUUAACUCACCAAAUCUUGUGCACCAAUAUUGGGAGGGCCAGGAGACAGUAAAGUGUCCCAACAGUUUUGACUGAGACUGUAUCUUUAAGUAGUUUUUAAAAAGGAGCAGUUAUGGAGAGAUGUCUGUCUUAUAGAUAGUAAAAUAAAGGGAGUGAGAAAGGCAGGGGCCAACUCUAGGUGUCCGUUAAGAAAUAGUCGGCUGUAUUGUUUUUUAUCCGUUACCAGCUUAACAAAUAAAACGCUUCCAACGGCUCCAGAAUGCGUGCGCUAGUUUUGAUUUAAGGAAUUAUGCCAAGGAGGCCAAUCUUCUUACCUUGAAUUGGCUAAAUGUAGUCAACAGUAGAAAAAUGGCAAUGUUGAAAAUGACUUUUGACGCUCUAUAUGACACUAUAACUUUCCAGAUUUUUUAAAUCUUAAACAAAGUUGACUCCUAUAACUUAAGAUCUUCAGUAGCCCUAACUACAGUCGAAACUCAAUCUAACGAACCUCGAUAUAACGAAGUCCUCGGUAUAAAGAACGAUUUUCUUUAUCCCAGUCAUAGUAAGGUGUAUGAAAAAGAACCUCGAUAUAGAGAACACAUUCUGCCAGUCCCUUGGCCCUACUAAUGAAAGCAACAGUUUUCAGGAUUUGGCUGCCUCAGUUUUCAACCACCUACCUGCUGAGGUCAGGAACAUAACGGACUAUAACCUUCUCUGUAAAUCAGCCAGAUCUUUUUUAUAGAUUUGAUUUGAUCAGUAUAUGGUGGCAUACAGUUAUGUACUCCGUCAGUUUAACCUUCUGUUGAAACUAUUACCGGUACAUUAUUUUCUCAGACAGAACCCAAACGCCUGAAAAUUGACAAGCAAGGAGAGGAUUUGAGUCCGAUAAAAAGUAAGCAAAAGUUAGCUGCAACAUCAAGAAGUGUUACUGCCCAGGAACCAUUAUGCAGAGAUGUUGAAGCAGCAAAACCAAAGCCCCCAGUUAACAUGUCUUACACGGUAGGUCGGUGAACAAUAUCUGGGUAAUUAUUAUUCUCUGAGCGGAAUAAUAAAUAACAAAUAAAGAAGCCUUGACUGUGCUCUGUUCUGUUCUAAAGCUUGCACGCAGGAAGUGGCUAGAACAAGAAAGAAGUCUAGGAGGAACGCGAGAUGUAGUCGAGUGUUUCUCCCUACUUCUUGGCUGCUGGAGCCGCUUUCUAAAAGCCUUACAACAGAACAGAGCACGGUCAAGGCGUCUUUAUUUGUUUUGUGAUAAAGAAUCCGUUAAAUUCCACACGCAUUACUUUAUAAUUUUCAAAGCGUGGCGUGACAGCUUUAGCUCCGUGUUUUAUACUCUCACAAAGCACGCUUUUUCAAAUAAUCAAAGAGCGCGUUAUAUCUAAACUUUAUUAUAAUGCAUAUUAAAAGUGUACAUCUACUCCUUGACUACAUGUUGUAUACUUACAGGGUGUGAUAACGAAAUGUCUCAAACCUGAAGCUGGAGUUUAUGAACUGGACGAAAAAAUAAGGUGUGUAAUAAGUUUAAAUGUAAUAUAACAGUGUGCUUUUGUGGAGAACGGCAAGAUUUGCUGUUUUGCGAUGUUUUAAGAUUCUCCAGGAAUUUUAAGCAGUACACUAUUGGCAGUGGCGUAGUGGGAAAUCGAAAUGCCAGGUAAUGAAUUUUACUGUGGGCUAUGUUGUUUAUGUUGCGUUUUUAUUGAUUAUAUCUUAGAGUCAAAAUUACUAAAACUCAAAUCGUACAGCGUACAGCAAAAAAUUCCCAUACAUUGUAUGAAAUCUUAGUGUUUUGACUUGACUAUCUCAAAUAAAUUUUUUGUAACGUAAUUCCUUUUGCAGACUGUACAUUAAUCACCAGCCCUGUGUAAAUCUGGGUCGUGGCUUGCGUGUUGGUGCUCAUGUUACUGUUCACAAUGUUCAUUUGUGUAGGAAAGGAAAGGUUAGUGGUGCUUUUGCUUUGAUAUGCCACUAUUGGUGGAACACCGUUACCUAAAACGAAGUAACUAGACGCUUUCGUGGCGUAAACUUGGGCUUUGUUGACGUUGAAAGUGCUGGAACGAAGCCCAAAGUAUAAAUUAACUUAUCGAAGAUCUUCUUCUUGAGUUUUUCCUCUAGACAAAAAAUUGUGUUCCUUAAUGGGAACAGUAACAUAUUAUUGGAAGUAAGCCUACAAAAAAACUAGCCUUUUUUGUUGUUUGGAGUGGCUGUUCUGCUAAGACUCGGGAUAUUUUCUCCUAUGCUUCUCUUGUUGCAUUCACUGUUGUCUCAAUUUGUCAGAAGAAAUACCUUCAAUUGCGUGACACAGAACUCCUCCUCUUUGAGUAAGCGUGGGUGGUUAAUCACAUUUAGCAUAAAGUAAGUCCUUUCAAACACUUUUAUUUUUCUUUUUAUUUUAGAAAGUUCUUGGAUUGUGUUGCUGCACACAAAGUACAGUGCAGAUUAUCAAGUUUUCAUCCCUUGCAUCACCUUGGAAGGUACUAUUGAAAUAGUUAUUUUUGCUUAAAAUAAUGCACAGUGAUCAGAUAAAUAGACGUUAUCAGUUUUUUUGGAAGCCAUCUUGAUGGGUAGACAAUCGUGUGAGAAAUUACUCUGUUUGUAUGAGAAUAUAAAAAAUCGUAAAACGGCUGUUCUGAAAAAAAGCUACACAGCAAAGGAUUCUACUGACAAGUUUUGCGGGCCGUACCCGUGCUUAAAUUUCUCCAGUCGCUUGCUUUAGAUUUUCCACAUAUUUGUCGGCAAAUUGUCUCGGGAAAUUUUAAAGACAUUGUAGAAAUUAUUAAAAAGUGGUUCCAGCACAGGUAACGCCCGAUUUUCCCGCGCCUGCUAUCGGCUUCUUCUUGGUUACAUAUGUCAGUUUCGCUUUUUGACUAGUAGGUUAGAUUUUUUCUUAACUUUAAAGUUAGAAGGAGAGAUCCCUGACGGGAUUUUUUAGUGGAAGAAAAGGUGGCAGUAUAAGUUUCCGUUUCGCCUUGAAUUGGAUAAUGUUAGAAGUGACCUUUUUUCCCUUCAUCCAGCCUUUUAGCCCUGGUGAAAGUCCCUUGGCGCUGUUAGGGCAGAACCUCACUCUAGCUGAUUACGUAGACUUACUGGAGAUGUGUGAUAAAGUUAUUGAGAAGUUUUCGCCCUCUUACAGGUAAUACGUUUAACAAGCUGCAACAUACCCUAGGCACUUAGAGGUUUUUUUCUCGCGUGCGGCGGAGAUGUUUCGGGUUUGUUCGUACUAUAGGCCGGCACGUCUUUCGCGCGGGUCACUAGAGAGCUUAAGCAACGACGACGUGUCGUCACUGGAGGCAUUUCAUUGUGCAAAUGAUUAAUUCGGUAUAAAAUUCACCGGGGAUUCUCAAUUGAAAAAUGCCGUAGCCCUGAUUUGCUUGCCCAGCAGUGAAGAUGCUAAGGUAUAGAGUGGCUAAUUAAUUGAUAGUCGAAAGGUCGAAGAGACUAGGAAUCUGACCCAGUCAUACGUAACUUAAAACCAUUCGUCGCAAAAUGGUCACUUGGUGUGAUCCGAGGCUCCUACAUACCAUGACGAGACAAAAUGGCUUCAUUAUGAUCGUUCACCCAUAGGAACUUCAAAUUGAAAAAACAAACAAAUAAGCAAAAAUUAACAGUGAACUUUUUACUUUUUAAAGCAUUACAAGCAAAAAUAAAUGUUAAAAUAUAUUUGAUGAUUCGGUGCAUUAUCUGCCAUUGUCCAGAAAAGCAUUUUAUAGAGAUAGCCGCUUCGAAUUCGUUAUGAGCAAAAUUUUGUUGCUCAGCUGACGCGUUGAGACAAGAGGUCCAUUAUAGUUAACUAUUUACUGUGCACCACUUAAUGAUGGAGGGAACAAGGUUAGAUGAACAUUAUUACGGUUAGAUGAACAUUAUCCUUUCUUCUUCACACAGGACAAGUCAGUUGGUUGCUUACUCUGCCAGACAGAACCGGUAAAGAUGUCUAUAUACUUUACUCAAUCUCGUCCCAGAUUCUUUCAUUAGAAUUAAGACGUUUUAUUAUUUGUAUAUUUGCCACACGAAAAAGGAAAGUGGUGAGGAGAUCUAAGAGAAACUAUAGCGAGGUUAUGAGAGAUUAGGCCGCUUCGAACUACGGGCUCUAGUUGUUUAAAUCAGGUCAAGCAAAAGAUGGCGUCAAGUCUGAGUUGGAAAAAAAUUAAGAUCGUUUUUCAUAUUUACUCAUUCUAAAAUUUAACCCUUAGUAUGAUGACUUCGUUGUCAGGUGAAUUGAAAAACUUGGGUCCUUAAAACAAAAACACGAAAACGUCUUAGUGAUUGUUCAACAAUAAGGUAGACGGAAAUUUUGGUAAUUUCUAAUAUUGUAAGAGUGAAAUUUAUUUGUUUUGACAGGAAGGAAAUCAGAGACGCGCGGCACAAGGAAAGUGUUUUGGAACAACUACUGUCCUUCAUCAGAAAUGGCUCAGUUUCGAACAGAGCUCUACCAAGAAACAUCUAUGAUGAAUUUUUUGAGGUACCUCAUGAAUGCCAACCAAAUAGAAUUAGUGAACUGCAAUUUCCUUGGCUCCCAACUGUGAAGGAGUUUCUUGAUGCAGUGAAUCAAAAAUGGGCGGAGGAACCGUGGCUGAACGGGCAAUCAAAACGCAUAACUGCUACACAGGAAAAAGAGGAAUGGAUGUACAAGAUUCUGACUCAAGAUUGUUUCAACCAUCCAGUGGUAGGUUUACAAAUAUGCUUUGUUUCCUUGUUCUUGUCUCGGGUAAAAAGGAAAAAAAAAAAGAAGAAGAAAAACAGCCACGACUACAAGUACUAGGAUUUUUCACGCAAAGAACAACAGCAACUCCUAAAUUGUCUUCUAAGCUCAAGAUCAUUAUAAAAAAGAUCAGAAAGAAAUGGAGCUGCUUGAUUUGUAGAGAGGAAGGUUUCGAAGGUAAUUAUAGAUAGUAGAGAGCCAAGAAUUACAACGAAAAUGCAAACCUACUGUUGCUUCGUUUGUAUUCAUGCCAGUUGUGUUAGUAUAGUGUAGUGCAAACAUUGAUGCCAGGCAUAAAUGGAUGAAUACGAGAGGUUAUUACAAAUGCAUGUACAAAUGUUUUGCUUUGGGCUAUCAUCUAGUAAGGUGAUUUAUUUAUUUAUAUAUUUAUCUCUGUGUUUAUUUCUAUACACAGCUUCUUGCAGGUUUGUUACGAAGCUCUUCAAAAACUGGUGGAUUACGACUCGUUGAUCAAACUGGAGAAGUCAGUUGUAUUGUUACCCCCGUUGACCAACAAUCCGCGGACCACGAUUGUGUCAGAAAUUGCUGCAAGACAAACUGCCCUUAUGCACAGACAUGGCAUUCUAACGCCAUGAUUCAAAUCAGCAAGUUUGAAUUGAUCACAGAGAAAUUUAGGUCAAGUGAUCUCAGUCAAGCGAGUUUAUCGGAAGGUGGAAGCCGCACAUAUCUCCAAUUCUCAUUUGAAAAUGCAAAAAUUUUGAUUUCUAAAGACACGUGUAACCAGCUGGAGAAGGGUGGUUCUGGAAGGAAGAAGGAAACAGAUGAAAGCGUGGAUCAAGGACUUAAGAAUGUUACAGACGCGAAGGGUCGCGAAUUUAUGUGCAAGAUAUUAUUUAUGGUAAGAAACUGUGAGCUUCCCACACUUCGAAAACGUAAAGAGGAAGUCUGCUACCCUUGUGGUGUAGAAAUUAAAAUUGUUGCUGUUCAAAAAAGUGACGUUGAAAAUGUGACCGCGGGAAGUAAGAGCACUAGCUCAGAACGGGGUGACUCCUGUCCAAGUAGCUGUUUUUCUCUCUCAGAAUUUCAGCUCCAAAGAAAAAACUCCGCUCUAAAACUUGUGAAGAAAAGCUUGUGUUGGUCUCGGUUUCUUCAUCCGGGUUGUUUUUACGUCAUCACGGAAAAGGUCCCGGACGAGGCAAGUUCUUGGAUCUUUAGAAAUGGUAAUUUGGAGCUAUUAAUUAGCGUCAGUUCCAAUAUGGAAUUAGAAAGAAUUUGCUGGUGUGAAAGCUGUAGGCUAGUUGCCUUAUCAACGGAUACAAGAAACACUAAGGAAAUUGGAAAAGUGCUGGAUGAUCUGAAAGAGGAUUUUUCAAGAAAUGAUCAAUUAUGUACUGUAGACUCCAUUCUUAGUGAUACUGCGGGACAACAAGAAGAAAGUGAGAAUUCUAUGCAACCAAGGUAUGAAACUGAAUGAACUGACGAGUGGUUUAUGAGCAUUCGAGUAACUGUACGUCAUCAGCAAGGCUGUUGAUUACAGUGCAAUCUGUGAAGAUGACUUCCAACGUCGGUUGCUGUCAUCAACCGCCUUGUUCAGAAAUACAUUCGGCUGGACGAUCAUAUUAUUUAACUUGAUUAUGACAUGGCAUUUGUGCGUUAGUACAGCUGCCCUGUUUCCUAGUGUCAUUUAAAGUUAGUUAGAUGGUGUUUUGUUGUCCACUGACUUUAUUAAUUCAAAACAUAGCUAAAGAUCCUUAUUUUACGUUGGUAACUCAUAAUAAUACACUUUUAGACUCAGAAACAUGAGGCCGACAGUGCGCUCAUUUUACCCCCCUCGCCCCUCCCCCUCUUUCCACCAGUGCUCUGUUUUACGGGUAUUUAAAGCUACUUAAAGGUUGCACAAAAAGGAAAGAAAUCAAAACAAGGAUUUGAGGUCAUUAUACCUCGGAAUCGAAAUCGGAACCUCCCGCACUUAAGGACGCGCACUAACGACUGUGCUAAUAGUUGUUCACGAAAUUUGUGGCGGUGUCCAGCAUUUUUCAUUUUGGUCCAGUCCUGCCAAAAUUCUAAAAAGCUGGAAAUUUUAAGUUGAAGGUUAACACAAACUCGUUUGGGGUGGGUUUUACAAUAGCCUGAAAAUCAAGAGCCAUAUAUAUUGGUAGUGAUUAGUUUGCAUUAUGUCAUGUAUAUCUACGAUUAGACUACACGGUUCAGCUUCAUUUUCCAAAACGUUUAUAAAAGGUGCAGUCAAAGGCCAAAUUUUCAUGUAAUCCCUUUAUAUUUCUCAUCCCAGUCGUUCUUCCAGCAUGCAAAUCAGCUUUCGAGGUGUCAUCGUCAGCCGCGAGCUGCGCCAGUCUGACUCUCCCAGCCAGCGGUUGCCAAAUGGACUGGUAGAAGUACCAAAGUUUGGUCCUAUUAAGGUUACAGAGGUUAAAGAUCUACAGCUGGGGUUCACCCUGCUUAGCAAUGCUAUUAUACUACUGAGAGUACAAGACGUUCGAUCUCCAAACUCAAUCUCUGUGUAUUUGGACUUGAGGAGGACAAGCUAUAUCUAUGGCAUGUUGCCUGGUAAGUAAAGGUGAUGUUACUCGAGACGAUUCGCAACGACGAUUUUUAGCGCGACACAGUGUUGCAACAUUGUUGCGACAUUGUUUCGAAUGGUUACAACAUUGUUCCAACAUUGCAACGCAGUGUUACGCUGAAAAUCGUCGUUGCGAAUUGUCCCGUGUAACAUCACCUUAAUGUGCGAAGGACCGGAGUCAGUGCGAUUUCGAAUGGCGUCUGUACUCGACAUUUAAAUGCACUGUUCUAGACCCUAAUAAAGUCAUGAAAGCUGUAGAAGUUGGUACUCUUAUGUUGGUGAUAAAAAUAUACAUUCUAGGGGGUACCUCUAGGGGGUGUUUCUUUGUCUUGUGUGGGUAUUGUUUUGCGUCUUGUCAGUCUUUUGUAUGACGUCAUUUGGUGAUUGCUCCCGUCCAUAACACCAAAAAACUGCCAAGAAAAGCCGUGCUUGAAAUAACGUGAGAGGUCUGGGAUCCGCUCUUCGCAAAAUCUGUCCCGGAAAAAGGAGGAGGACUUGGACCGAGAGUUUCUCUCCCUCCCCAGACUCUCCGUGAACCUUUCCUUGUCCUACUGAUGUCUUUCAAAUUGUUGGCGUACUUCAACAUUACAACAGUGCAGCGUGGAGUAAUUGUUAAUUGUCUGUAGUAUCUAUCUUAUUGGCUUUUACUAAAGCAUAUUAUAUUUCAGUGGACAAGGUGUAAUGAGCUCAUACACGACAUGUUAUAAUUAUUAGUGUGAUUUGUGAUCUGUUUCAGGUGCCUUUAUCCAAUUUCGAAGAUUCGUAAGAAAAUUUUCCCGCACGAGAAACAUGUACUGCACUUUUGAAGCCUGUUCAUCUAUUGUUGUAGAAAGACGAACAUUUUCAAACAUAACCGACGCUCAGCUAAACCCUCGACCUCCAGAUAAUGUCACAGCAUCAACAUCGGCCGAAGAAAAUACGACAGUUCUUCCGAAUCGAUAUCUCAUCGAUCUUAUUCGGAACGAGACUCAAGGGAACUUCAUUCAGACUAUCUCACGCGUACGUUGUCGAGUAACCGCUGUUCAGAAAGCAAGUCUGCGCUGGUUGUGUAAACGAUGCGGGGAGUUGGCAUUUAGAAACGAAUGUACCAGCGGCUGUUUCAGUUCAGCGGGAUAUAAAUUUAACGCUGAAGCAAGGUAUUACUUCAUGGACUGUACUAUGGAAACCCAGUUUUCUAGGCUAAAGUAAAUAGGUUUUUAUAUAUUUGCUGUUUUGCUUAUUUCUUUAAGUACCGUAAAAUUCCGAAAACAAGCCCCGGGCUUAUAUCUUUCAAAGGCCCUUUUUGAGGGGCUUAUUUUUGGCGGGAUUUAUAUUCGGAGGGACUUUUGUACAGAGGGCAAUGCGUUUCAAAAUGGUCUAGGCUUAUGCUUGGAGGGAAAUUUGCGUCCCUAAAUCAAUUGGGCUGACUUAUAGUUGGAAGGAAAUUUAUGUCAGUAAUAUGCAGCGCGCGAAAGCUAAACAUAGGUCAAACGAGAAAACCAUAAGGGAGGGGGCGAGGAGAAAAAAGUAGAGAAUAACCUUUCUCUCGCCCCCUCCCCAUGGUUUUCUCGUUUGAUCUCUUACUUUGCGAAACACGAACGAAAAACAAGGCGCAAAAAAGAAAAGAAGAAGAAAAACAAAAAACCACCUGCUACGCAGGCUUCAGAAAAAUGCAUGCCUUACAUCUGUUACGAUCCUUCUAAAUCCAAAGACACUUACAUGAGUCAAGUUUUGCGAAGGGGAACCACACUUGGGAAAACAUCUUCGAAACGUUUGAAUUUCAGAUACGUGAGAGAAGUAUUUUCGUAAUCGGCUUCAAACUCUUUUCUGUCACCACCCAGGUGUAUUGUGGAAGAUGGGACAGGAGAGGCGCAGCUGUAUGUCUAUGAUGAAAUCGUUCAGACUUUACUGAAGCUGUCUUCUCAACAGUGGCGCCACCUUCAAGAUUUGGCCAUGCACACUGGGGAACUUUUGUACCAGCGUCUUUGGCGAGGGGGAACCAGUCAUCCACAGGUACAGCGCAGACAGAACUCAAUUUCGCGUCUUUACUUAGAGGGAAGGUGUUCAAAAAUAUAACAGGAAAAUACGAUCAGCAAGUCAUGUAUCUGUUUAGUUAUAAGUUUAUUUAUUUAAUUUGUCACCAUAGGUAAUAUUUAUCGAACGACCGUACAGGGACCGUUUCUAAAUCUUGUAGAAGUGUGGUACCAUACUGUAACGGAAAUUUCAACUUUCCUGGCGCCAGUUGUUCGUAGGGUGCUAUCCAUCUUUUGAACAACCGGGGCCUGAAGUUUACCAUCCUAUCUGGUUUAUGCAUAGUUAAUAGAGCGGAAUGGUUUUUGAAGCCCGUCAGACUCCUUUGUUAUAUACACCUGUUUCGAGAAAGGUUGUCGGACUAAAGUGCACACGACAAUCCGGAAGGGUAAUAUGGGAGAUAAAAAACACACUUUUUCUUGACAUUGUAGCUGCCAUAUCUACUUUUGUUGCUUUCCUUUUGCACUCGCGAAUAUACCGUCCGUGGUCUCUCGUGCCAUUCUUUCAAAUUUCUUUGAAAAACGGUGAACUCAAAACCACCCACAAUACCUUUCGGGAUUAUCGCGUGCACUUUUUCCGACAACGUUUCUCGAAAUAGCUGUAUACAUGUAUACCUGAUUCAAUGAAGGUUGCUUUGGGCAUUGGCCAAUGGCACUCUAAGAGGCUAUUGUUUGGUGGUCACUUAGGCAAAUCAUUGGAGUGAGUUCCUUAUGGCCAAAUGCCCAAUUGCUAAUGACCAAUAAUAUUCUCAAAGCAACCUUUAUUAAAUAAGGUACAAUAGCAUUCAUAUCGUUUUGAUUUUAUUGACCAAUAAAAACGAUGAAUUUAAUUUAUUCAGUGAACACUUAGAAUAAAAAUUAGCGAAAAGAUAUUGAUGUCGCCAUGACGUCAUUAUCAAGUGGCAAGAUUAAAGGAAAACUAAAAUCUGGCUUAAUAUAUACAGUAUAAAGUGACAAAACAAACUAGAGGACAAAAGUAACAUGUUUUCACGCGUAAAUGAAAAUGAAAAUAUGUUAAACAAACAGUUUUGCACGGGUGGAAUCUGAUUGUGUUCUCCUUAAUGAAAAGCAUUUGGUAAAUCAGACAGUCUAAUUUUCCAUUGCACUUCUUGAGUACGGAGGAAUUGCUGCUAAGUUGCUGGGAACAAAAAACAAAGGAUUGUGGACCACCAGGGUGCUUCCAAGAUAUACAGCAGCACCGUUGUUUUUAUCUUUGAUGUUUGCCGCCUUUCAUAACCAGUCUCCUCUACAGGGCAGUGUAAAAUGCAGACUGCGGACUAUUGUUUUAGAAAACAAUGGCACUAUUGUUAUCACGUACUCAUUUGCAUGGUGAAAACAAUAGUCCCGCAGUCUGCGUUUUACACUGACCGCUCCCCCACUAAGUAUUGUUCAUGGUUGCACUGGUAGACUAUAUUAUAAUAUUAAGUGAUACUUUAUUAAGUAGUCUAGUGGAAUUUGAGACCUGUUUCGAAGCUAAAUGUCUACCAUCUUUCUCAUUAGCUCAAUCAAGGAAACCAAUCUUCCAAAGAAGCUGAAGCCAAGAUGACCUUGGAGAAUUAUUGCUGUUCUUCAAAACUACAGCGCCUGGUAGUCUUGCAUUGUAAACUUUUCCGCUUCAGCAAGGGUGCAGCUAGUAAAACUGAUCAAGGUAGGAAGCAAAUAUAGCACACAAAAGUGUCUUGAACUUGCCGAAUCUGUUUAUUUACUAUCUUUUUAUUCUAAACUAUUUUCGAAUCCUCCAUAAUACACUUCGUUAGCCGUUCUUUUGCAUAAGUUAUUGUUUUCAAAUGGUCUUUGGAAUAUGCAGUCCUUCCAGGAGGAUUUGAAAACAAUAGUUUAUGCAAAAGUUGAGGGGGCAGAGUAUUAUUUUUAUGGUGGAUUUGAGAAAAGAGAAUGAGCCAUUACGACACAGCGUGGGAAACCGGGUCCAAAUUCUUCCUCAAAACAGUCCCAUGGUGCAGUUCGGCAAGACAUUGACCCAGUAUCCUGCCAAAACUCAAAACAGCCAUUUGCAUUGACGCGUAAUAGUGACUAACUGGGGUAUAGAAAUGUUCGAACACAGGAAAAUGAUGCGGGGCUUUCGUCGUUUUGCCCCAGAGAACAAACUCAAAGACUUCUGGCCGUUGUCUCUGUUUUGCUGAUCUACUGAUUCCGUAGCAGAGGCACGUUCCGCAACCAUGCUUCCUAUUCUUUACAUCUUCAUGCGCUCCGUAAUUUAAGAUGCUCGUAAGACGUAUUUGUUACGGUUUGCCGGGUUAUGAACGUAAAAGACCAUAAACCGCUCCAGGCUUCAUGUGAAGAGAUGGCCGACAGAAAGUACUGUAUACAGUCAACUCUCGUAUUCUUGGUUUGCCACCACGUGACAAGGAGGCCAUGUUGGGGGUCAAUACAAUAGGCCAUUUCCGAGUUCCCCCGGGCCUCUGUAUGAAAACGAGGUUAAGUGCUCAGCCUUUGAUAUGGAAAUGAUUUUUCAUUGUCAUGCAAAUUAAACUUAUUUUCACAAGAAAGGUUGUGCACUUGGCCUCAUUUUGAAGGUGAGGGUUUUGGAACUCGGAAGUGUCCCAUAGAAUUUGUUCUCGAAGAAUUUACAUGAAAAUGGAGUUCAGUUCCCAGAGGAGAGAAAUGUUUUUGUUCUUGAUCACCAAUAUGGCCGCCGUAACGUCACGUGCAAACCAACAGUACGGGAAAAAGUCAAGAAAAUGAACUCAAACUGAACUGAUUAACGUAAUUGCAUAAAGUUAUUCCCUUACAAGCUAAAAUUAGGCAAAUAAACGAUUGGCAAUACUGUUUCACAUCGAAUAGUGCUUAAAACUGUUGAAACUUUGUACAAAACAUCUCGCUUCAAUGUUACAAUCCACCUUUUUACCUACAGAUCCUAUUACAGCCAUCUUUUUUUGUAAGUCAACUGCCAUUAUCUGUCAGCGCGCUUGAUCAACGCUAUUUUAAUAAAAAACUGAACUUUUGUCACAUUCAAGCAAUGAUUUUUUUUACAAUCAUACGUGAUUACGCUGGGUGGUCGCUUACUGGAAACAGGAAACAAAAGGAUACGUCGAAUUUCUGGCGUUAAAUGUGGUCGCGGUCGUUUAAGAAAUUUACCUAGUGGUCGAUUAGGAGCGAAUUUUUGAAAGAGUAUUUAACUGACAAACAAAAAGGUUAUUUCCAAGGUGGUCACCUACGAGAAGAAUGGAACUGGACCUUUUUUGUUAAAUAAAAUGCGUGUUUAUUUUCAGGAUAUGAGAGUCGCAGCAUUCACCUUGGCCUGACAGAACACAGCACCUUGGUGCUUCCCAAACUUCUGCUUAGGGCUGUGUCAAUCACAGACGUGAGAGCAGCGGACGAAAUUCGUCAGUUACUUCAAGAUGCCAAAGCUUAA
This is a messenger RNA of Porites lobata, 19819 nucleotides long. NCBI's taxonomy places the organism in Eukaryota, Metazoa, Cnidaria, Anthozoa, Scleractinia, Poritidae. The record is from the annotation of a GenBank genome assembly.